Molecule: messenger RNA, 585 nt
Organism: Neltuma alba
Lineage: Eukaryota; Viridiplantae; Streptophyta; Magnoliopsida; Fabales; Fabaceae
Product: cell wall / vacuolar inhibitor of fructosidase 1-like
Exons: 3
Coding region: 1-585 (194 amino acids)
Molecular function (GO): enzyme inhibitor activity
Source: RefSeq, a predicted model, not a curated record
AUGAAAUCUCGUACGCUAAUAAUAAUCUUUACUAUCGUCACAAUCCCCAUAAUAUCACCCAGCCGCUGCAAUAACCUGAUAGAGACUACCUGCAAGCAGACCCCACGCUACAAUCUCUGUGUUCAAUCUCUCAAAUCGGAUCCCGCUAGCUCCGACGCUGAUGUCAGGGGGCUAGCUCUAAUUAUGGUGAAAGUCAUGACGACGAAAGCGAAGGGCACGGGUUAUAGGAUCAAGCAGCUCCUAAAAAGUGGACAUUUAGAACCGAAGCAGGAGAAGGCACUGAAAUAUUGUGCUGACUCGUACAAAACUGUAAUAGAGUUGUGUGUUCCGGGAACUGAGAGAGCUUUGGAAAUAGGAAACCCAAAAUUUGCUGAAGAAGGCGUAGUAUCUACUGGAAUUGAAGCCAAAGAUUCGUCGACUAAAACAGUCGCUGCUAAAAGUUUUAGUUUCAGCGGCGACUUUUUUUGUCGCCAUCGAAAGUCGUCGCGUAAAGUCUGGUUUUUUGUAGUGCCGCUUACAAAAGAAAACAACACUAUGCGCCAUCUUGCGGCGGUCGCUGUUGCUAUUGUUAGGCUAUUGCUAUGA